UUAGGUACUGUGCGUUCCGUUGACAGAAUUAAAUGAAAGAUGAAGAACGGAAAUCAGAUUGUCGCUGAAUCCUUCAAAGAACAGGGCAUCGAAUAUGUUUUCGGAAUAAUGGGACAUCCCGUGAUCGAUCUGGCUCUGUGUAUGCAGGCUGCAGGCCUCCAGUACCUGGGCUUUCGGAACGAGCAGGCCGCUUGCUAUGCCGCCCAAGCAUAUGGAUACCUGACCAGAAAACCAGCGGUCGUUUUAUGCGUUUCCGGGCCAGGAUUGCUGCACGUAAUCGGUGGAAUGGCGAACGCUCAAGUCAAUUGUUGGCCGCUCAUAGUAAUCGGCGGGUCCUGCCCUCAGGAUCACGAGGGUAUUGGUGGUUUUCAGGAAUGGCCACAGGUAGAAUCCAGUAAACCCUAUUGUAAAUACGCCGCCAGGCCACCGCAAGCAACGCUCAUACCGCUUCAUGUGGAAAAAGCCGUCCGUCUUUCCACUUACGGUCGACCAGGCGCUGCGUACUUGGAUUUACCGGCGACGAUACUGAAUCAGUCCGUUGAUGAGGAGAAAAUAUAUAAAGUGGCCCCCUGUCCACCACCGCCAUUGAUAUUUCCUGAUCCCCAAUCAAUAGAAGAAGCGGCCAAUUUGCUUAUGAAGGCUAAGAAGCCGCUACUCAUUGUUGGAAAAGGAGCUGCUUAUGGCAGAGCGGAAAAUGAAGUUCGCAACCUCGUGAACUCGACGGGUAUUCCCUUCCUCCCCACACCAAUGGGAAAAGGCGUCGUUCCAGAUACGGACGAACGAUGCGUAUCCAGCGCAAGAACUUUUGCGUUACAACAAAGCGAUGUUAUUUUAUUACUAGGCGCCAGAUUGAACUGGAUGUUGCAUUUUGGCAAGCCACCCCGUUUUCAAUCCAACGUUAGAGUGAUACAGAUCGAUAUAUGCCCUGAAGAGUUACACAACUCUGUGCCCUCUGCAGUAGCGAUCCAGUCUGACGUGUCCACAGCGGUGGAAUGUCUUGGUCGUAUUUUAAAAGCUCGCAAGUGGUCCAUCGAAGGAAAUAAUCCAUGGUGGAACGACCUUCUGGCUAAAGCAAAUAUAAAUAAAUCUAUGGUUCAUAGAAUGUCAACGGAUGUUUCUGUACCUUUAAAUUACUAUGCGGUUUUUAAACAUAUACAAGAUAUUAUACCACCAAAGUCUAUCAUUUGCUCAGAGGGAGCCAAUACAAUGGACAUUGGAAAAACAAUGUUGCUAAACGACGAACCCCGACACAGAUUAGACGCCGCUACGUUUGGCACCAUGGGAGUGGGUUUAGGUUUUGCUAUUGCAGCCGCCCUUUAUUGCAAGAACAAUGCGCCUACGAAAAGAGUAUUUUGCGUAGAAGGUGACAGUGCUUUUGGAUUUUCUGGCAUGGAAAUUGAAACUAUGUUUCGAUACAAAUUGCCUAUCAUUAUUAUUAUUGUAAAUAAUAACGGUAUUUAUGGUGGGUUGGAUACUGAAACGUUCAGACAAUUGCAGUCUUCCGGAGAACCAACGCAGGUAACACCGCCGUAUUCAUUAACAUCUGAAACACAUUACGAGAAAAUGCUGGAAAUGUUUGGUCGAAAAGGAUACUUCUGCACAACUGUACAAGACAUUCAACGGGCAGUGAAGUCGUGCCUUCAGGUGAACGAUGCUCCUAGUCUAAUAAAUAUCAUGAUCAAUCCUCAAGCUGAUCGUAAAGAACAAAAAUACAAUUGGUUAACAGAAUCAAAACUUUAAAUUUGCUUAGAA
Dufourea novaeangliae is the source of this 1752-nucleotide messenger RNA. RefSeq names its product 2-hydroxyacyl-CoA lyase 1 (gene Hacl). Gene Ontology annotation, molecular function: thiamine pyrophosphate binding; catalytic activity; magnesium ion binding. Gene Ontology annotation, cellular component: peroxisome. Gene Ontology annotation, biological process: fatty acid alpha-oxidation. The transcript has 12 exons. The record is from RefSeq and is a predicted model, not a curated record. Bases 40 to 1740 code for a protein of 566 amino acids. Lineage: Eukaryota; Metazoa; Arthropoda; Insecta; Hymenoptera; Halictidae.